AAAUUGCACAAAUCCUAAAGAAAAAAGAAGAAGUGAAGAGUGUGCGAAAAGUCCUGAAUCCCAGACGAAGUGUGUGUGUGUGCUGUCCAUGCUAGGGUGGCCCGGUUUUUGGCUAAUUAUAUAGCUAGUGUGUCUAGCUAGAGCUGAAACAUGGAAGGAACACCGGGAACAGCAGCAACAGCAGCAGAAGCAGAAGCAGCCGUCGUAGUAGAACCUCCUGGCCAGGACACUUCAAUGCCACGUAUUACAUUUAGUGAUAACUCCAGUUCACUUAUACGCUGCAUACCCAACGAACGUGCGACAUUUUUUGUGAAAAUCGAUUGCGAUGAGGAGGACGAAUCGGAGCUGUUGCCCUUCAAAUUCGAGUGGACCCGUGGCGAUAUACCCAUCGAGAACUCCGAUCGCUUUCGCAUCACACAGACCAGCAAUGCCGUUCAGCUGGCCGUGGAGCAUGUGCAGCGCGAGGAUGCUGGACACUACACCCUCUUUGCCCGCACGAAAAGCAACGAAGUCGUCCGGAAGCACGUCGAGCUCAUCGUCGAGGACAGAUCGACGGGCGAGGAUCCACCAGUUUUUCUGCGUCGUCUCGUCGAUCUGUCCGUCAAAGUGGGAACACGAACGCGCCUUCUUUCCGAAAUUCGCAGUUCAACAGAUCUUAAGCUGACCUGGUAUCGAAACGAUCGUAGGAUAUGCGAGAAUGAUCGCAUCACAGAGACGAACGAGGGCACAUUUCACUAUCUGGAAGUGAGUCCCGUGAUACUCGAGGAUGGUGGCCAGUGGAUGCUAAUGGCCGAGAAUAUGGGUGGACGCAACUCGUGCUUGGCCACUCUAAAUGUGCUCGUACCCAAGGCGUACAAGACGCCCGAGUUUGUGGAGGAGCUGCGUGCGGUGCUCACCGAACAGGGCACCGUAUCGCUGGAGUGCAAGGUGGUGGGUGUGCCGACUCCGCAUUUGCGCUGGUUCAAGGACUCCAAGGAGAUCAAAGCUGGCGAUAUCUUUGCACUGACCGCCAACGCCGAUGAUCCCACUUCGUUGGGCACCUACACGUGCGAGGCGAAGAACUGCAUGGGCGUCACCUAUUCGAGCUCCAAGGUGCAUGUUGUAGGCCGCGGGAGUCGCGAGGGAUCCCUCAAGCCAGCCGACAAUGUUAGCAAUAAUUUACCGCCACCGAUUUUUACGAAUGAGCUGCGGGACCAGAGCGUCCGCAUUAGCGAUACAAUCAUACUCGGCUGUCAAGUUGUGGUGCCGCCUUGGCCCAAAAGCAUUACCUGGUACAACAAGGACGGACGCGUGGAGAGUGGCGAUCGCUAUAAACUAAUUGAGGAUGGCCUGGGCGUUUAUAUGAUUGAGAUUAAGCCAUCGGAGUCCUGCGAUGCUGGCGAUUGGAAGUGCGUCGUUACCAGCUUUGAGGGCUGUACGGGCAUAUCAGCUUGUGUGGUCAACAUGGACAUUCCCAAAAACUAUCGCAAACCCCGUUUCAUGGAGAGCCUGCGCGCCGUGCUCACCGAGGAGGGCUUGGUCUCCUUCGAGUGCAAAGUUGUUGGCUUUCCAACGCCAGUGCUGAAGUGGUUCAAGGAUGGGCACGAACUGAAGCCCGGCGAUGUUUAUCAGCUGACGGGCACCAAUUCGCUGGGCACCUAUUGCUGCAUCGCUCGCAAUUGCAUGGGCGAGACGAGCAGCACCGCUGUCCUGACCGUCGAGGAUAUACAGAACCAACUAACGGAUGAGGAACGUUUGGUUUUCGCAAAUCAGAAUCAGGCACCACAAUUUCUGACCGGCCUCAAGAGCACCGAUGCCAAGAUUAACGAACCGUUUCAAUUUAAAGUUGUGGUCAAGGCCACACCCGAUCCUAUUCUGACCUGGUUCCGGGAUGAGCUGCCCAUCGAUCCGAAUGACCGUUAUAAUCACUAUCGCGGCGAGAAUGAGGAGUGGCUGCUCGACAUCAAAUCCGCUGAGUUUAUCGAUCAGGCCGAGUGGAAGUGUCUGGCGGUCAAUGAUUUUGGUACCAGCAUCACCUCAUGCUUCCUCAAGCUGCAGAUACCCAGGCACUACAAGAAGCCCCGUUUUCUAGAGUGUCUGCGUGCCGUGCUCACCGAGGAGGGUGCCGUCAAUCUGGAGUGCAAAGUGAUUGGUGUGCCGCAGCCAGUGCUGAAGUGGUACAAGGAUGGCGUUGAACUGAAACCGGGCGAUAUACAUCGCAUUAUCUCUGGGCAGGAUGGCACCUGCUGCCUGGGCACCUACACGUGCGAAGCCAGAAACUGUAUGGGCGUCGUCGCCAGCUCGGCUUCCCUGCUGGGCUUCGAGGAUGCCCAACGUAAUCAGAAGCCAGAGCCACCGCAGGAGAACGAGCUGCAGAGAAACUAUUCGUUGUCCACCAUACAGGAGGAGCGCACCUCGCAGCUAUAUGAGACGCCUGUGGGUGAUAUAACCAUCGAUGACAAAGGCGAUGUCUCCUUUUCAUUUGAUGGCAAAGAGGUAUCCGUUUCACUUUACGAGACGCCCGACUUAACGGAGGAGGAGGCACUCAAGAUUGUCGAAAUGUAUGCGGAUCAGAUAUCCGAACAUGUGACGGAGCAUAAUAUUGUAGAGUUGCCACCGUUGCGAUUCGUCAAGGAGACUUCUCAGUCCGGUAAGCUACUCAUGGAAGCGGUGGUCAUUGAUAUUGCUCCCGAGUAUUUUACACACGAUGAUGAUUUGCGUACCGAGGCGGAUUUGGAUGAUAUCUCCAUCACUGAGAUCACAGUGCAUGGCUCAUCGGGCAGGGAAGGUGUCUUCGACAAAGACACGGAGAAGUUCGCACAGCAAUCCUUUGAGAAAAUGGAGGAGGAACUCUCACUCUCAGCGCCCAUACGUAAGCGCAAGAAGUCACGACCCACCGAAACUGAGGAAUUCUUUAGCUUGUCGAAGGCAUCCGGUUCGGGCGGGGAAGAGGAGACAUCGGAUUUGCAGACCUUUGCCAGUGCGCAGAUGUCUACAUCACAGAAGGUAGCCACAGCAGCAACAACCGCCGAGGGUGAGCCAACUGCACCACCAAAGCGCAAAAAGUCCAAAAAGCCAACGGACAGCGAUUCGUCAAAGACAACCGAUGACGAUGCCAAGCUGCAGGACAUUUCUGGUGCUGUGGGCGAUGGCUUAUUGGUGACGCCAGCUUCGCAUAUCAAAGCAGUUACCGAUGAGAUCGAGAUCAAUAAGAAUUUGAUUGCAUUGGUGCCAUUGGCCAAGUUGCUGCGAGUGAUUGAGAAUCAUUUGACUGUGGUCGAGUCGGAGGUGUUGGAUCAAUCGGCGAUGAUGAUGACACCGGCUGCUGCCGACCAGAGCAUUGCCAUCAUACGUAAUAUUAUCGAACCUAUCAAACAGAUCGAAUCCAAGCUGCGCGUCUAUUCCGGCGAAACGCAGAUCGAUGCACUCAUCCAAUCCAUGGACGAUGAUAUACGCAAGCUGCACAUGGGCCUGCAGGUGAUUGAGAAGUGUGUCGAGAUCGAUGAGAUGGGUGCCACGCUCAUCCAGAGAACCAGUGUCUGCAUUAUUGACAGCGUUGCGGAGCAUAUGAAACGCGCAUUGGAGGAGCUGAAGAUUGUCAGCGAGAGAUUCGAGUCGGAGAGUCUGCGUGCCCAAAUCACAUUAACUGCCGAUGAUAUACAUCAGGGUCUGGAUAUAACACAGGGCACAAUCAGAUCUCAAGCUCUGUUGCAGGAGGCACAGGAGCUGGAGGCAGCCAAGCAUUUUACAGAGGCAGUUGAAAAGAUGCAGGAUGUCCAGGAGAGCAUCUCCUUUGCAUCAAUAUCGGAGGCCAACUUGCCCAGCGAAGCGAGCGCCUUAAAGCAGAUUUGCCAGCCUGUGGCAAAGAUCCAGGAAGCUCUGGAACGUGUUGAAAUGGAACUAUCGCUAGAGGAGAGUGAGGAGCAAAUCUACAAGAAGGUACACAAAAAGGUACUUGAUAGCAUUGUGGAGCCAAUUAAGGACUUGCAGAGCACUCUACAAUCGAUUGAAGAUAAGACCGAAUCUUUAGUGGGAUCAGAGUCCAUGGAACAAAAGAUAAACAUGGCCAUUUUGGAUAUUGUCACACCGCCACUCUUUGAACUUAACAAGGGAUUGGAGUUGAUUCUGAAUGAGAAAUCAGACAGCGUUGAGGCUGGCAUGUUUACGGUGAGCACCGUGGAAUCGAUGGUGCCACCUCUACAAGAAAUCCAGAAUGGUCUCGCCCAAUUGGGUCAGGAUCUGGAGUCGGGUGGUAAGAGAGCCAGCGAGGAGGCCUCAUUGGAUUUGGCAGAUACCCAGAAGUUAUUGCAGUCCAUUGCCCAAGCCGUACUGCACUUCGAGACAAAUAUCGAUCGAAUUUCGGAACGUCUCAGUGAAAAUGUGAAAAUACGCUUACAUAAUCUCAAGGAUGAGCUGUCGGCGCUGAUUGGCACCAUUUUGGAUCGGGAUAUAACGCGUCACCAUGUGGCGCUCCUCGACCAGCUGAAGCGUCCCAUUGAUGAGCUCAACUAUUGCAUACGCCAGACCGAGGUGAAGUCCACCUCUGGCUCCUUGGCAGAUCUAAUAGAACCACUCACCCUGCUGCAGGAGAAUACACAGAAGGCACAUGGAUUGCUGUUGACGGCAAGGGAACGCGAACCCGAUCAGCAGGCACUGCAAUCCCUUGAUAACAUCCGCAACAUAAUACGCAAUGCCAUCAUUGAUAUUGAGGAGCAUGAGUUUAAGAUAUUACAGCAGGAGAUCCAACAGGACGAGCAACUGCAUCCGUCACAACAGGAUAAAUCCUUUAGUGCAUUGCGCAAAGUGCUGGAGACGAAAGUUUCCCUCGAGGAGGCAGUUGGGAACAUUGAAACCCUGCAGGUGGCUCUCAAUCGCAUCAAUGAGAAUGCAAAAAUGCCGUCAAAGAUGAAGUUGUGCGCGAAUGAAGCUCAAGUUGCACUCUUACGGAUAUUACAGAUCGCCAAGGGAUUGGCUACGUUCAGUGAAACGGAGACGACACUCAAUCCCAACGAGGCCAACACAACUCGCAUUUUAUUUGAGAUGGGCAAAAGUUUUGCUGAUUUGGCUAGAACAUUGGAUAAUCCCGUCGCUGAUGGCAAUGAAUUCAACGAUGUGCUAAAUAAUUUCAAUGAUAUUGUUGCCCAGCAGAGAGAAGCCUUAGAUGAGCACUUGACUUGGAAUACUCUAGCCAUAUCCAGUCCACUCUCGAGUUUUGUACAUGCUCUCGAAAAUCUACAACCACUUAAAUUAUCCGUUGAGGAUCUGUCCACGCUGGAUGAUGUUUCAGUGCUCAAGUCAUUGGCUGAAUCGUUGCCAACGGAACCAGAAGCCAACUCUGAGGAGGAGGAAAAGCAUAAGAAACCAGAAGCUGCUGAGCUGGAAGGCAUUAAGAAACCAGCUGAGGUCCUGCUCUCUGAUCUUAACCAUGGCAUCGCAUCGGUUCUAUCGCACUGCGAAGAAUUGGAUGUGGCUUCCUUGCGUGUCGAAACAGUUGAACAACUCCAAGCGGCCAUUACCAAAAUGCAGGAACUACAGAACAGCAUUGCGCUGGUGCAUGAAACACACGCGGAUGAGGCUGCGAAGUCCAUGUCGGAGGGCACGGAUCCCGGCACUUUUGCCGCAGCGAUCUGCAGUCUGGAGCGUUGUGUGCUCGAGGUGGAGGAGUGCAUUGCGCACAGUGGUGCCGAAAGUCUGGAGGAUCUGGAACUAUCCAAGCUUAAGACACUGGCGACCCCACUGCACGAUCUCCGGCAUUGUUGUGAACAGAUUGAUAUCCAGGCGCUGGAGCAUGUACAGGAUAUGUCCAUGCACGAGAUAUCUGAACUGAAGACCAGUGGCCAGCAGCAGAUGGUGGAAGAUAUUCUCCAGGAGCCAGCUAAAAUUGCUGACGAGCCAAAAGUGGAGAUCUUCGAUGUGCAACAGGGCGUUGUAAGUGGCAUAAAGCAGCUGGAAGCUUGCCUCGAAGUAACCAAAAAUGACGAUAGCGAAGAAUUGCGCCAGGUGGGCGAAAUAAUGCAGCAGCUGAACUCGGACUUGAAAAGAAUCCAAGAAACACUCGCUUCAAACAGCGAUCAACAGGAGACUGUGCUGGCUCAGGCGAAAAUUGCAAAGACCAUGUUCAAACUGAAGGAGUGUUUGGUGCACACUUACGAAUCGGGUUUGGUUGACUCCUUGGAGAAUAUCGAAAGUGCUUUUGAAGAUAUUCUGCUUUCUUUGCCGGUGCUGGAGACCCAAUUAGCUCAGGAGAUGUAUGCGAAAAUUGAGGACACAUUCAAAAAUUUUAUGACGUACUGCCAGCAGCAAAAGUCUCUAGUGAGUCUAAGCAUAACAUUUGAGAAUCUGCUACAAUCCAUUCGAGCGGUAGCCGAUUCACCAAAUGUUGAUAUAGAUAAGUCAUCGACCACAAUGGUUAAUCUGCAAACAAGUCUAAUGGCCACAUUCAGGGCUCUGAAUGAGGUUAGCGAAGUGGUCGAUAAUGAUCUAUUGGGCGGUCUACUUCGAAGCCAAAGCAGCCUGGUCGCCGUUUUUGAUUUUAUUGAGAAUAAUGACAAUCCAAUACGCAUUAUAGAACUGCUGCAAGAAAUUGAUGUAAUAUCGGCGGAAUUGAAGAGUGUGUCUUUGGUUCCCAUUGAAUUCGGGGUGCCCAUCGACAUAAGCAUGAUCAUUGAAAACGUGUCGUCAGGCAAAGCGUUCCUAAUUGAUAUUGAACAGGGCCUGCAAAACGAUAAUCCACUCAGCGUUAAACUUGUCGAUGAAAACACUGAAGAGAUUAGACAACUGGAGGCAACACUUGUCCAAAUAGAAAAUGACAUCCUAUCACAAGCUCAGCUAACACAGAUUACAUCAGAGCAGAUGGCACUGAUUUGUCACUGUUCAGUUGCAAAUUAACAGUCUCCAGGAGAAGCUUACUCAGUUAACUGUAUCCCUUGCAGCACAACAGGAGCAGGAGCAGGACCAGGGACCGAAGCAAUCAGAGCAACAACAUACACAAGUAAUAGAUACACCAGAACAAAUGGAAGUUCCUCAAGAGAAAACAGAAAUAAAGGUGAAAAGAAAACUGGAAGAAGAUGACAAACAAACUACAACGAAAAAACCCAAAGAUGAAAUCGAUGCAAAAUAUAUUGAAUCGCCAGAUACUUUAAAGAAAAAGGAAUCUGAAACUGUUACCGAUAAGCCUGAGAAUUUGCAACAGAUUUUGAAUUUAAAAUUCGACAAUCUGCGCAGUGUUCUGGAAUCCAAAACCGAUAAAUCUGAACUAAAGGCUAUUUUAACCAACAGUAAAGAAAUUAUGGAAAACUUGAAAGACUCUGAGGAAGUAGUAAAGGGUAUAUUCAAACUUCGAGACCACAUAGUUCAUACAUAUGAUGGGAAAUCACCUGACGAACAAGCUGACAAGGAAAUUGUUGAGGCCUUUAUUGAAUCAUUUAUUCAGGCCUGUCCAGAUGCAGCAGAGAAAAUAAUUACGAGUUACAUAAAAGAAAUUAAGAUGAAUAUUGUUUUAACUAAAGCAGCUAUUCAACUUAUUGGCGAUUCUGAAAUCGGAAAUAAAUCAUCGUUGAUUGUACCAAAAUUAGUUAACCUCGAAAAUAUUUCAGAGAAUAUUAAGUCAGAUUUGCAUAUUGAAAAGUCCUCUGUUAAGAUGAUACAACUUCAACAAAAUCUGAUGGACAU
Messenger RNA from Drosophila grimshawi, 7650 nucleotides. Its product is annotated as titin homolog. The transcript is spliced from 7 exons. NCBI's taxonomy places the organism in Eukaryota, Metazoa, Arthropoda, Insecta, Diptera, Drosophilidae. Bases 151 to 6867 code for a protein of 2238 amino acids. The record is from RefSeq and is a predicted model, not a curated record.